This is a messenger RNA of Octopus bimaculoides (California two-spot octopus), 336 nucleotides long. RefSeq lists its product as uncharacterized. NCBI's taxonomy places the organism in Eukaryota, Metazoa, Mollusca, Cephalopoda, Octopoda, Octopodidae. The record is from RefSeq and is a predicted model, not a curated record.
AUGAAAAUGGAAGAAAACGAAAUAUUUUCACCAUUUGAUUCACGAGAAAAAGGAAACUUAGUACAAAUAGCAAAGAAGAUGUGUGCAGUUUAUGGUGACGAUGCUGUAGCCGAUGCAGCUGUUCGUAAGCGGUUCGCCAGAUUCAGGAGCAAAAAUUUUGAUCUGGAAGACUGUGAACGUUCCAAUAGGUCUACGAUCGCUGACAAUGCCCAAAUCAAAAUGCUAAUCAAAAUUAAUCCCGGUCACAUGACACAAGACAUUGCUGAUAUACUCCACAUAUCUCAUAUGAGUGUUGUAAGGCAUUUACGAAACAAUUGGAUACGUAAAUCGCUAUGA